AUGUUACCCACAACUAUUCUAUAUCUUUUUAUUCUUUUUCAUUCGUUUUAUUGCCAACUUCUCGAGAAAUCCCGUAGUGUAUGGGUUGAGCAAGGUCUUGUACGCGGCAAAAUUUAUAAUAUCGAUGGACGUCACAUCCAAAUAUUCCGAGGAAUUCCCUAUGCAGAGCCGCCAAUUGGUGAUCUUCGAUUUCGAAAACCCGUAAAAAAGGCCAGAUGGCAUCAAGAACUAUCAGCUGUUGAUUAUGGUCCACCAUGCUUGCAAUUCAUGGAAUUCCAUAAGAAUGAUAAGUUCGCUGGAAAGAAUAUGCUCAGAGAAUCGGAGGAUUGUCUCUAUUUGAAUGUUUUCAGCCCUUACGAUAAUGAGGAUGAAGCUAAGCUGUUUCCCAUCAUUGUUUGGAUUCAUGGCGGCUCUUUUCUUGCAGGUUCAGCAGACACUGGAAUUGAUAUGGAAGUUGUUGCUCGGAAUUUAGUAUUCAAAGGCGUCACUUUGGUGACGAUCAACUAUCGUCUGGGACCAUUAGGAUUCAUUAAUAUCAAUGAUGGUCAAAAGAUCGAAGGCAAUUACGGCAUUUGGGAUAUGGUAAUGGCUUUACAAUGGAUUCAAGCUAAUAUCAAACAGUUCAACGGUGAUCCAUCCCGAGUGACGGUGAUGGGUGAGAGUGCAGGAGCAGCUGCUGCCAGUUUAUUAGCAUUAAGUCCGCGAACAGAAGGGCUGAUACAUCAAGCUAUCAUCUUGAGUGGAUCUUCACUUGCUGGCUGGGCUAUCCAUCGUCAUGGGAAUCCAAGUUGGAGUGUUGAAAACAUAGCAGCAUAUUUGAGAUGUGAGAAAACAAUAAGUGAUGAGGAUGCUGACGAGAUAGUUGGUGAAGAGUAUACUUCGGAUGAGAUAAAAAGUAAAAAAUGCAACUACCAGGAUCAGAAGAUUCCCUGCUUGACGCCGGAUUUGUCCGUCAAUCAACAACUUGAUUGCUUGAGAAAAGAACUGAACUUAUCCUCAACUUUACUCCGCAAAGCACUAUCAAUUGAGUUGGGAGUUUCGAAAAUGAUUGUUGAUGGUGAUUUAGUCCCUACCUCAGGACCAGCCUUGACUCAAUAUGCUCGCAUACCAAUCCUGACAGGUGUAGCCAGGAAGGAAUGGGCUCACAAAAAACCUCAAUUCUAUAAUUUGCAUAGAAAAACGGAUAUGACAGCUGAAGAAUCGGCAGAGAGUGUUUUCAGAAUUGUUGAAGGCUCGUUCCAUUGCACCUCCAGUCAGAAGUUAACGAAUGCAACGUUGCAUCUGAUAGCAAAUGCUUCUUUCGUGCGGUACAUCGAUGAUCCUACAAACACUUUUGCUACUAGCAGGGUUGUGUCAGCUUUACAAGAAAUGGAGGCUGAUAUAGAGUUUGUAGCUCCAUGCCAACGAGAGGUGGAUGGGUAUGCAGAGAACAAUGUAACUGUUUACGCUUACUCAUUCGAUUAUAUUCCCGAAAGUCCAAUUUAUGAAGAAGAAAAGAAGGUUGUUGGGAUGUUCGGCAAAGAACCCAUCAUCAUACUAAGGAAAGACAUGGACUUUGAAGAUAGGAAACUGGAGGCUUUCCAUGGACUAGAUCAUGCAUUCAUCUUCUCCAAAGGAUACAGCAGUAACUUCGAGAUCAGACCAUACACUAAGAGGGAUGAGGCUAUGUCGAAGAUAUUGACCAAUAUGUUGACGAACUUUGUGAAGACCGGAAAUCCAUCAACGACCAGGUUUGACUGGCCAGCUUUCACAUUGAAUUCAUCCAAACAUGCUUGUAUCAAUAACCCACCUAAAUUAAUGAAUGGACAGAUUCAUUGGCCAAACCCCAAAUUCUGGAACAUUGAAGCCGAGUUGAUAUCCAAAUAUGUUCCGAAGGACAUGGAAGCAGCUGUUGAUCCGGAUGCGGAACUGAGCAAUGAAGAAAGAGUUCAGUUAUCAGCCUAUCGUCGAGCAUGGUGGGCUCUGUGGAUCUUAGUUGUAUUCUUAGCCAUCAUCAUAUGGGGAAUUAUAAUCUACUGUAUAAUCAAGAACGGUUCAACAAGCUCCAACAAUAAAUAUGAUAAUAUAGUAUUGACUCGUUAA
This is a messenger RNA of Auanema sp. JU1783, 2082 nucleotides long. The record is from the annotation of a GenBank genome assembly. NCBI's taxonomy places the organism in Eukaryota, Metazoa, Nematoda, Chromadorea, Rhabditida, Rhabditidae.